GGGUGGAUACGUAGAUAUGUGAGCCAGAGUGUAGGAACCAUGGAGGUCCUAGUGUGUUUUGCUCUUCUGCUCAACCUGGUGGCAGGCCUGAGAGGCGAUCCUCAGGGCGACGACGCGGUUGUCUUUCAAAGAAAUCUACCAGCAGAGGUAGUGUGGGCCGUGCCUGGUGUGGAUGCAGAACUACCUUGUGACUUGUCAGCUCCUCAUGGGGAUAGAGUCAUCAUGGUGUUGUGGUUCAAGGAUGCCACAGGAGUGCCAUUGUACAGCCUUGACGCCCGUAAUCACACCCUAGGCGACGCCCCUCUUCACUGGGCCAGUACAGACUCCCAGGGCAAGAGAUGUCACUUCCUGCUGCGGUCAUCCGACCCGGACCAUCGCGCCGCCCUCAAGAUCACCAACGUCCAGGAGAGUGACGAGGGAAUCUUCAGGUGUAGAGUCGACUUUCUAAACUCUCCAACGAGGAACUACAGAGUCAACCUUACUAUGAUAGAGCCUCCGUCCACUCCGCAGAUUAUGGAUGCUGAAGGCAAUGAGGUGAUGGGGGUGGCGGGACCGUUCCUGGAGGGCUACGACAUGCAGAUGUCUUGUCACGUUAGUGGAGGACGACCCAGGCCGGAUGUGAGUUGGUGGUCGGACGGUCUGUUGGUGGAUGACAGGAGUGAGAGUGUGUCUACCAGCUACGUUGUCAACCGACUGUUCGUAGGCACCGUGAUCAGAUCCCUCAGAAACACAGUGUUCGAAUGCCGAGCUCAAUCCAUUCCUUCGGCACCUCCCGUGUCUAGGAAGGUUUCGAUUGAAAUAUUUCUGAAGCCGUUGACGGUGAAGAUCACAUCGCCAGUGGAGGUGUUGUCUGCUGGCAAGUCUAAGCAGAUAUCUUGCGAGUCUACUGGUUCGUUCCCCCCAGCACGCAUCACCUGGUGGUUGGACGGCGAGAUAGUCCGACACGCAGUCACCACGAUUGGUAACCAUGGCAACAGCACCUCCAGCACACUCACGCUGCGGCCUGAGGCGGGCGAUGACAGCAAGGAACUGGUCUGUCGGGCGGAGAACCCCAAGUUCAAGGGAACCAUCAUAGAGGACCGUCGCUACAUCAGGGUGGCUUACCCGCCCGUGGUGUCCGUGUCCCUGGGAUCCAACGUCGGCGUCUCGUCUCUCCGCGAGGGCGACUCUGUGACGCUUACCUGCGACGCCCGGGCCUUCCCUGAGGCCGACCGCAUCACUUGGUACCAUGGGACCAAGAUGAUGUCACGUGACGAGGCAGGGCGAGUGCUGGAGCUGAAGAGAUUGUCCAGAACCUCCUCAGGAGAGUACGUGUGUGUCGCGUCCAACAGCGAAGGAGCCUCCAAAAGUCCCCCUAUAUAUCUGGCUGUGCAGUACGCCCCAGUGUGUAGACCAGGCACGGAGAACGUUGUGGUAGGAGCUUUACGUCAUGAGACGGUAACAGCACGCUGCGAGGUGCUGGCGGACCCAGGGGGUGAUACGCUAAAGUUCUCCUGGACCUACAGCAAAGCCAAGGAUGUCCUCCCCAUCCCCUCAGACAGGGUCCGGUCCCUGGGACAUGUCAGUUUACUAAACUACACUCCCAUUGUGGAGUCGGACUUUGGCACCCUGGCUUGCUGGGCCUCCAACCCUGUGGGUCGUCAAGUCAAACCUUGUCUGCUGCAUAUUGUGCACGCAAAAGCCCCAGAGCCACCGCGAGACUGUGGGGUCCACAACAGUUCGGCGGGUCGCCUAGAGGUGGUGUGUACUGCGGGCAACGACGGUGGACUGGCUCAACACUUCGUACUGGAGGUGCGAGAGACGGACCGACAAGCGGACCAAGCGACCCCCGGCGGCAAGGGAGGAUUUAGUGUGGGAGCUCCUCUCUAUAGAGACCUCGGUAGUAUUCCUCGGUUCCUGCUGCACUCUAUGGAGCCCGGUGCUGAGUACCAGCUGCUGAUAUACGCUAAGAACGCGAUGGGAGUCAGCGAGCCUCCUGUGCUGAUACAGGGUGUCAAGGUUUCAUCAAACUUUGAAAAACUUGCACACUCAGGUUCAGUGGUAGAGCUGGCGACGAUGGCUGCUGACUACAUGCCAGAUCUGCUGGUGACGGGGCUGCUGGUAGCUGCUGGAGUUAUCCUGGUGUGUGUUCUGGUGGUUGCUAUGGCGACUCUCGUGUCCUGCCGUACACGUCCAGACCCCGGGGCGGCUCAGUUCCGUCUCAACAACGUCCACUACGGAGGCGGCUCCAGGGCGAGCUCUGCCAGUCGCGAGAAGCGGAGAAGUAGAGCCAGUGUCCAGGAUGAGGGGGGUGGGGAGUGACUAGUAUGACGUCACUUGUGGACCUUAUUUAUUGUACAUAUUGGAACAAAGACUAAGUGAAAGACAGAUGGACACUAUUAUCGUUGUAAUUAACCGAUGUAUAUUUGGACCGUACAUUGCAUACAUCUAGGACUGCUCGCUAGCUAUUAAAUGUGUGGUAAAUGUAUGAAAAAUGUAUUAUUUAAAAGGUAUAACCAUUUUUAUUUUUGUAAACUUAGAUGUAAUAUAUAUAAUAAUACACUCUAUAAGUUCCU
Macrosteles quadrilineatus (aster leafhopper) is the source of this 2555-nucleotide messenger RNA. Its product is annotated as neural cell adhesion molecule 1-like. The coding region runs from base 40 to 2301 and encodes 753 amino acids. Lineage: Eukaryota; Metazoa; Arthropoda; Insecta; Hemiptera; Cicadellidae. The record is from RefSeq and is a predicted model, not a curated record. Gene Ontology annotation, molecular function: protein binding. The transcript is spliced from 14 exons.